UGGGGGGCGGAGCCGAGGCCUCCGGAGCGGAAGUGGGUUGCUGUCGAGGCGGCGGCGUCUGGCUGGAGGCUUCUCGUCGGCGGCUUCCGCAGGUGCUUCCGCGCUCGGGCGCCUCGGCGGCGGGGCCUGCCGGGCGGGGCCAGCCCCAGGGAUUGGAUACUGGAAAUCUCUUGGACUACAAAUUCCUGUGCUAGCCAGAGGAUGAGUAACCAGUGGGCAUGAGCAGUUGACGACAUUUGACUUCCCUGCAAACCUUGGUGUAGGUCACUUCCUUCUCUUAGGUUGGAGCCAGAAAGCACAAUGAGUACGAGAAAGCGUCGUGGCGGGACAGUAAAUUCUAGACAAGCCCAGAAGCGAACUCGGGAAGCAGCCUCCACCCCUGAGAUGGCCUUGGAAGCAGAACCCAUAGAACUCGUGGAAAGCACUGGUGACGAAAUAGUGGACCUCACCUGUGAAUCUUUAGAGCCUGUGGUUGUCGACUUGACUCACAAUGACUCUGUCGUGAUUGUUGACGAAAGGAGGCGGCCAAGGAGGAAUGUGAGGAGGCUGCGCCAGGACCAUGCUGACAGCUGUGUGGUGAGCAGUGAUGACGAGGAGCUGUCCAGGGACAGAGACGUGUAUGUGACCACCCACACUCCAAGAAACACCAAGGAAGAGGCAGCUACAGGACUCAGGCCCUCUGGUACUGUCAGUUGUCCGAUCUGCAUGGACGGGUACUCGGAGAUUGUGCAGAAUGGACGUCUCAUUGUUUCUACAGAAUGUGGCCACGUCUUCUGUAGCCAGUGCCUCCGUGAUUCCCUUAAGAAUGCUAGCACUUGCCCAACUUGCAGAAAAAAGAUCAACCACAAACGAUACCACCCCAUUUAUAUAUGAAGUGUUAAGAGCUGCUUAGGAGAGAUGGAUGGACAGACAAACAGCCUGCCUGGGUUCUCCAUGCAGCCUUACAUAGGUUAGCUGCCUCCAAUUUCCUGAGCUCAAAGACUGUCUUCAAAACCAACAUCUGAUAUGUAAUCUGCUCCUUUGUUUCCAACCCCCUCUUGGAUCCUUUCGUUACCUCCAGUAUGAUGGUGUGGAGCUGGGGCCAGGGCCCUCCCAGGCCGGGGCCUACAUCUCUGCUCCUCUGGGUGCUCCAGUUCCAGGGUAGGAGAGAGGGAGUCAGGCACAUUGGAAUUGAGAACUGUGGUUCCAGCCUCUCUGGAACCUGCACGUUUGCCAAGAAGUUUUCCCCAUUUGGAAAGUUUGCCCCUGCUUCCUAUUGGCAGUGUCAUCGAGGGGCUGGCCCUGGCCAGAGAGCGGAGCAGGUCCGCCCAGCUCUCCCGGGCGUGCUACCUCGUUCCAGGCGUCUGCCCACCCCAGUGACCAAGCCAGACAUGGUCCAUCUGGCCUGAGGAUCCCAGGUGUAAGCACAGCCCCAGAAAGAGCAACCACUGGACUUUUUUUCUUCCUUUAAGAGUCAGAGGUCACCUGUGAUUCCACCUGCACCUUAGCAUUGAUGUGCAGGGAUUUUCUGCAGAUCAAGAGAACCUCUGCAGGGCAAUCCCCUAUUUCCUAAGAACGAAAUGUGCAAUAAAGCCCGUUCUUUGCCUCCUCUUCAGCAGCCCAGGGGAUGUAGCACUGUCAGUGUUCCCUCAGAGGCCUCAUGUUGCCUGUGGAGCAGUGCCUGGCCCACCCCGUCCUGUUGACCACCUGUUCUCAGGAACUUCACCCAUGCCCCAGAGUUUACCUGGCACAGGCCUUGCAAGGUAAAGAGGGCAGGCACAUGGUCAGGUGUCCUCUCUCUCUUCUGAUAAAAUCCAUCCUGUGUUUGCCACAUGUCCUCUGGUCCUCAGUUCCCACUGCCUAAUGUCUGCUCAAGCAUAGAUACUGGGAGGUGGUGGCAGUAAUUGUGGCCUUAUCAGCCGUCGAUGUCCAUGCUGUUGCCCAAGUUACAGCUGUCCUGUGUUUCCAAGAGCUCAGCCCACCUGACUCUGGCUGGACACUGCCUUGACUUCUUCAUCCACCCCAUCCAAUUGACAUUCGUUUCAGAAGCUGCUCUUCUGGCCGUUUGGGCUUUGAUCUUUUGGGCUUUUGACUGCUCUGUAGGUUUUGGUUGGCAAAGUCUGGUACCCUCUCCUUCCCAAGGGGCCCAGAUAACACUCUCUGCUCAACUCCACAGGUGUGUGAGAGCUGCGGAUCCUCAAGGGGGUGACAAGGUGGUGCGAGCUGCCCCUAACAGCACAGGGCUUGGGGGUGGCUAGUAGGGGAGAGGCCUUGCAGUGCCAGCCUGCCUCCAACUCUUUCUCCAGAGGGCUUCAAAGCCAAACCAACAGCCUUUUCAUGUGAAACAUCUUCAAAGUGGAAAAGGGGCCUCCUCUGGCUUUGCUAGCAAUAACUGACCUUCAGCUUACCCUUCUGAAGGAGCAGGGACUCGGCACAGAAUUCACUUUAAACGGGGCUGAAGGAGUGUUCCUCCUCUAUGUGAAAAGAAAAUCAUUUUAUUCUUCAUUUUGACUUUUUAACUGUUUGGCUCACUUCCAGUUAGUUUGAAUGAAAGUAAUAAUUUUCUACUUGGAGUUGAGGAGGGCAGGACAUCAGUUCUCAUCAGUGUGAUGUGCAGUGAGUCUGCCUUUUGAUUGGACAUCAUUGCCAUUAAGUUCCUUUUGGGCUUCAUGGAAACACUGUUUUGUUUCUGACGAUACCCAGACUUCAGGAGCCAAGAUGACCAUGCAGCCAAAAUCUCUUAAGUUUUAUGCUUGAGGACAAAUGGUUGAUCAUAAAAGUUAUAUUCCUUCAUACUAAAUUAAAUUAGGAAAAAAUGUUUAGUUUCUAUUCAAAAACUGCAAAAUAGGAAAAGGUUGAUAUGAAAACAAUCCCUUUCCUUUCCUCAAUGUACAUAGUUCAGAUCUUUCUUUGUUACAUUUAAACUAUAUCCAUGUACGUCAGUCUGUUUUGGACUCCUCUGCUAGUGUUACAGAUGAAAAUAAAACCAUUAAUUUGAA
This is a messenger RNA of Ceratotherium simum simum (southern white rhinoceros), 2978 nucleotides long. It is a transcript of the gene RNF4, whose product is annotated as ring finger protein 4. Gene Ontology annotation, molecular function: transcription factor binding; zinc ion binding; DNA binding. Gene Ontology annotation, cellular component: PML body; nucleus. Gene Ontology annotation, biological process: positive regulation of transcription by RNA polymerase II. NCBI's taxonomy places the organism in Eukaryota, Metazoa, Chordata, Mammalia, Perissodactyla, Rhinocerotidae. The record is from RefSeq and is a predicted model, not a curated record.